CAAAAAUACUACUAUAUGUAUGUACUUACCCUUCUCUUCCCUCCUAUGAAUAAUCACUUCUCUUCCUGCUCUCAACAACAACUCAAAUACCUUUCUCCCUUGCCCAAUUCCUAAAUCCCAGUCCCCCCUUUUCAAAUCAAAUCCCAAUUCCCCUCCCAAACCCCAAAAAACAUUCACCUCUUCAUAAAAAUCCCACCUUUCCUUCAAUUUUCCCCUACCCACCCUCUCAGUUUUUCACUUCAAGAUUCAGACGUGCUUUCUUUCCGCUUCUCUCUCUUCUUUUCUUUGUGGGUUCCUUUCCCCUUUCUCAAAUGCUUAACCCUACGCGGCUCCGAUUUCUUCUAUUGCCUUCAAUGCGCACCGUUUCUGCGUGACCCAGAAAACCUAGGUGCCUAGGGCUCUUCCAACCGUGAGUUUUGCUCGAAAUUCGAUUUUUCCGAUUCUUUUGCAAGUGGGUAUGGUGGGGAACGAUGACGCGGGCCACCUCUCCGCCUCCCGGAAAAUGUUCUGGCGGUCGGCGUCGUGGUCCUCCUCGCGCACCGCCGCCGGAAAUGCCUCUUCCGGCGAGGCGGAGAAGGGCUUCGCUGAUUCCGGCGCCGCCGACGGUCCCCACGGCCAGAACCGGCGGUUUGGUCCGCCGCCGCUGACGCCUCGGUCGCAGCAGAAUUGCAAGGCGCGGUCUUGCCUGCCGCCGCUGCAGCCACUCUCCAUCGCCCGGCGGAGCCUCGACGAGUGGCCGAAGGCGGGCUCCGACGACAUCGGCGAGUGGCCGCAGCCGCCCACCACCCCCGGCGGGAGAGCUAAUGGUAGCAAUGGUGAAAGGUUGAAACUUGAUUUGUCUUCCAUUCAGCAUAACAACCCUGAUCAUAGUAGGAGUAACAAUGGAAAUGGGCUUGUGAAGAGGGAUAGAAUUGCAUUUUUUGAUAAGGAGUGUUCAAAAGUUGCUGAUCAUGUGUACCUUGGUGGUGAUGCUGUUGCUAGGGAUAGGGACAUUUUGAAGCAUAACGGUAUCACUCAUGUGUUGAAUUGUGUGGGAUUUGUGUGUCCUGAGUACUUUAAGGCUGAUUUUGUUUAUAGGACUUUGUGGCUGCAGGAUAGUCCCUCUGAGGACAUUACUAGUAUUUUGUAUGACGUGUUUGACUACUUUGAGGAUGUUAGGGAGCAAGGUGGGAGGGUAUUUGUGCACUGUUGUCAAGGGGUGUCUAGGUCUACUUCCUUGGUCAUUGCUUACCUUAUGUGGAGGGAAGGGCAGAGUUUUGAUGAUGCUUUUCAGUUAGUGAAGGCAGCGAGAGGGAUUGCUGAUCCGAAUAUGGGGUUUGCUUGCCAGCUGUUGCAGUGCCAGAAGAGGGUUCAUGCUGUCCCUCUUAGCCCUAGCUCUUUGCUGAGGAUGUAUAGAAUUGCUCCACACUCACCCUAUGAUCCUUUGCAUCUGGUUCCAAAAAUGUUAACGGAUCCUUCAUUGGCUGCAUUGGACUCCAGAGGUGCAUUUAUCGUGCAUAUUCCUUCAGCCAUAUAUGUUUGGAUUGGUAAGGAUUGUGAGGCCAUCAUGGAGAGGGAUGCCAGAGGGGCAGUUGGCCAGAUUGUCCGGUAUGAGAAGGUGCAAGGGCCUAAUGUGAUAAUUAAGGAAGGUGAGGAGCCUGUUUCCUUUUGGGAUGCUUUUUCAAGUUUUCUGCCCUUGAUGGACAAGGACAAAUCUGGCAACAGAGUAGAAGAGGGAAAAAGAUUAACCAGUCAAGUUUUACCUGGUGAGAGGAGGGUGGACUCAUACAAUGUUGAUUAUGAAGUUUUCAAAAAAGCAAUCACCGGAGGCUUUGUGCCUCCAUUUGCUUCGUCAGGUGAACAUGAAACACAUCUGCCUGCAAGAGAGAGUAGCUGGAGUGUUAAAGUUUCCUAUACUGGCACAAAGGAGUUUGUUUCAGCCCCUCGGUUAUCCUUCCCAAGGGUUUAUUCAGAUUCCAUGUUGUGUAUUUAUACGUCAGCAAAUGCAAAUUUGUCUCCAUCAUCAUCCUUGUCCUCAUCGUCAUCAUCUGUAUCAUCAUCCUCUUCGCCGUCUUAUGUUUCUCCAGAUUCCAUUUCUUCUGAUUCUAGCCCUCAUUCAAAGUCUUUGUCAGAAGUGUCCCCAGAUUCUUCCUCCAUAGUUUUGACUUCUAUUCCUGUAUCUUCAUGUUUGUCUAAUUUUUCUAAUUUGUCAAUCACAUCAUAUUCUACUCCUAAAACAGUGUCUAACAGUACAGAUGUCCUUGGGGUCAAGUUAUCACAUCCCUGGUCUCAGUCAGCCUCUCUACCGUUGAAGAAAUCAUCAACUUCCCUUGCCGAACGGAGAGGUAACUUGUCAAAAUUUUUGAAGUUGCCACUAAUGAAUGAUAAGACACAAGUAACAGAUAAAUCGUCAACUUCUCAUGCUAGUCGAGAAUAUGACAUUCUUGUUAAUGGGAAUGUUAGCUAUCUGCAACAAUCCGAUAAUAAAGAUUAUUUUUGUAAGUCUAACAACCAUGCCAAGGAUGGAGGUGUGAAUUCAAUUCAAAAGUGUGAGCUGGCAUUGUGUCCAAGCAUUGCUGGUAGCAUGGACCUCAAGGAAUUUAGUCAGUCUACAUUGAAGCGAACUAAUGAAAGUGGCUUACUGCAGUGUAAUGUCGCACAAACUUGGGUAUAUCACUGGCCCAGUCUACAAAAGAUUGAGACAUUUGGUGCAAGUCAUUUGGAUUCUAAAGCUGCUUUUGUCAUAUUCUCUCCCAGUAUGCAUGUACAUCCAGGAAACAUUUUAUAUAUCUGGGUAGGGAGGUCUUUCAAUUGUGAUGCUUCACAGGUUCACUUAGAUAUUGAUAAACAGACCGAUUAUGUAAGAAUUGCUGACUGGAAUCAAAUUGGUUGUGAUCUCCUUGCUCAGUUUAGUUUGCCAAAGAACACAGUCAUGAAGGUUGUUAAAGAGAAUGAAGAACCUUCAGAAUUCCUUGAUCUACUGAAUUCAUUGUAACUAAAACGUUACUAGGAGAAUCCUUGGUUCAAUUAGCUUCUUUAACCUUUUCCCAGCACCUGCAGCUAUCUCUUUGUAUGGCAAAUUUUCAGGCUCUAAUUUGAUCUUCCCUGUGAUAAAAAAAUCCAGCGAGGAGGUUGCCCAAUGCCAAGUCAAUUGUAGUAGCUCGGCUGAUUGUACAGUGCAGUGCUUUACCACCCUCAACCUAGACGAUUAUGUUCAAUAUACUCAAAUUUCAUUCACUUUCUCAUGUUAUUUAUAAAAAACAAUUCCUUUUUAGCUAUCUUUCCUAUCCUCUCUCAAUGCGGAAAAUGGUGUAGUUUAUUUGCUUAUAUGUGAACAAUUUCCUGAUUGAGAAUUUCUAAGUUUGAAACAGUAGCCGGUU
Molecule: messenger RNA, 3359 nt
Organism: Glycine soja
Lineage: Eukaryota; Viridiplantae; Streptophyta; Magnoliopsida; Fabales; Fabaceae
Product: protein-tyrosine-phosphatase MKP1-like
Exons: 3
Coding region: 458-2974 (838 amino acids)
Biological process (GO): protein dephosphorylation
Molecular function (GO): protein tyrosine/serine/threonine phosphatase activity
Source: RefSeq, a predicted model, not a curated record